Molecule: messenger RNA, 513 nt
Organism: Alternaria atra
Lineage: Eukaryota; Fungi; Ascomycota; Dothideomycetes; Pleosporales; Pleosporaceae
Exons: 1
Coding region: 1-513 (170 amino acids)
Source: RefSeq, a predicted model, not a curated record
AUGAGCGAUAGCACAGCAGGAGACCCCGCCUCUCCCUUGUACCGGUCCUUGCGCGAAACAGCACUCAAUUUCAUCAAAGCCCAACGCCUUGAUGACAGCCUCCCCGAACGCAUGGACUUUGCCACCCUACGUACCUAUUGCACUCCUUCGUUCCGACACUCCUGGGGCCAUAACUAUGCUGUCUCCAUCAGCCCGCCCCUCCAAGCCACACAUUCGUUCGAUGGCUUUGUCUCGCAUCUAAAUUUUAUGCUGCCUAAGCUAGAUUCUUGGAAAGCCGAUGUUACGAAUAUCAUUGUCGAUCCGGUGACGAUGAAGGUCGUGCUGCGAAUUAGUUUUUGGAUGCAAGCCAAGGGAGCUAAGGAAGCGGACACGGUGGAAAACGAUCUGCUGUGGGAGUUGGAAAUGGAGGAGAUUGGUGAAGGGAAAGUGAAGAUCAAUAGGAGCGUCGAGUUCAUGGAUGGGGCUGCGGCCGGGAGGUUGAGGGAAAUCAUGAUGGGGAUCGCGCAGGGUUAG